AUGAAACAAAGAACGGCAUUCAAUCAGCCUGACAAAAAAGAAGGUUACGCAUCGUUGUCUCGGACCACAUCUUCAAAUCUUCCUGUGAUAUCUUUCCAACAAUAUGUGCAAUCUUGGUCAGGGAAGCAGAUUGCUCGUUGGGUUGAAGGCCUUGGAGAUGCGAUGAAUCCAUAUCUUGGAACGAUUCGCGACAGUAUACGAAGCGGAAAGCACCUACACCUAAUUGACGACGAGAUGUUGGCUAAUAUCGGAAUCACAGCUUUGGGUCCCCGAAAAACUAUAUUACAGGCUGUUCAGCUGUUACUAUAUUUUGUAUAAGCUCCGUCAGAAAACUUGCAAAGCCUAUCUAUGAAAGUUGUUAUUGCUUGCAAAGCAGUUGCUCUUGAGUUGGGUAAGGCUUUGCGAUGCAGAGACGAGAAGCCGCUAACUAGAAAUCACGUUGUUGCUGUGCUGAACAGCAUCUCUUUAUCUAUGUCCAUUUUAGUUGAGCAUGUGAAGAAACUUCUUUUUUGGCUAGACAGGAGCCCCUUCGACGAGCUUGUGCAAUAUAUCGAACUGAGAAACCGAAUUUCCGUCUCCAUCUGGGAUCUCGUGCGCAGUGUCAACGUUCAGCCAAAAACUCUUUUCGAAAUCGCAUCAGACAUCAUUCAGCGUUCCCAAGCUACUCUUAUGUCAUUGUGGAUAUUAGAGAACACAUCAUAG
Strongylus vulgaris is the source of this 702-nucleotide messenger RNA. Lineage: Eukaryota; Metazoa; Nematoda; Chromadorea; Rhabditida; Strongylidae. The record is from the annotation of a GenBank genome assembly.